AUCAUCAUCAUACACAGCUUGAUUUCACCCUCUGCUCGGUAUAGGCCUCUUGAAGUUUGUGCCAUCCACUAUGGUCUCGUGCUAGCUGACGCCCCGCGACGCAUAGUAUGUCGUCGACCCACCUUGCAACAGGGCGCUCGACGCUUCUUUUGCCCAUCCUCGGCCAUCAAUCAGUCGAUGUGUUGCUCCAUCUGUAAUCACCUUGCCUUGCUAGGUGUCUCGCCCAGCCCCAUUAGAGUUCCAUGAUCCGAGUUCCAGCAUCAUGGACUUUCGUCCGUCGUCGGAUUUCAACGUUCGGAACUCAGUCUACAAGGCUGAUGCCGAGCAUGGCGCGCACCAGGGCCCUCAGCAAUAAGAAUAAUGAAAAAUUUUCUUCUGAACGUGAGAAGAAAGAUCCGUUGUCAACUAUCCAAUAACAAUGGACGAACACACAGUGUUUUGAAAUUAGAAAAUCGAAUAAAAAGCGCCAUAUUUACGAUGUGACAUAACGCCAUCUAGCGGUGAGACCGUGAACUGCUUAGUGAAAGUGUUUACUUGGUGUCGGUAUCGGUACAUCUGCUUUAACAACAAUGAAGUUAAAUUUAUUCAAACGGUCGAUGAUUUUCGCGACCUUCUUCGGGUCAUGUUUGUGCAUAGCGUUAAUAGUUGCGUCUCUUGGGACGACGCAAUGGAUUGAGGCGAGAGCGAAAAGGACAUCAAAUCCUCUCGAAUCCGAGGGUAGAAUCAGCUUUGGAUUGUUCGAGGGACACAAAGAGCUGAACGUCGGAUACGGAUGGAGGAAUCGCAACUUCAGUGUAAAAGCAGGAACGCACCCAGCGCGACGUUGGGCAUGGUGUGGCUGUGCAGGGCAACUCGGGGCGGCUCUAGCUGCUGCUGGAGGGGCCGCUAUCCUUGCUGCUUUGGCGUCAGCCGCUAGAGCGAGGGCCAGUCCUCGACCGCUGUUGAUCAGCAACUCUUUAGCAGUACUCUUCACCCUCGGCGCUAUAUCCGUAUGGCUGACAGAGUACUUCCUGCGGUUGCAGUACAACGUCAUGUCUGAUGAAGACCUUGCCAACACGUGGACUUCUGAUGGGAUGGCGGAUCUGGGCCUUUCUUUUUGGUUGGUAGUGGCAGCAUCAAUAUCAGCGCUGGCAAACAUCAUAUGCGUCAUGGUGGCCAUGGCUGAUGGAAGAGAUGAGGACACCAUUGCACCUGCGCUUGAGGAGAAAGUCAAUGGCGCCAUUAUGUUGUAUUAACAAGAAAUGUACCUAUAGAGGGCUAUCCCAUGAUAGAAAUUCUUUAUGUGCUAAGAACGAAUCUAGCGAAAACUUAAGCGCACACAAUUACGCUCGAUUGUCCAGACGUGGUUAUUUGUCUCGACGGAAAAAGACACUUCUGUGUAAGAAGUCAAAUUUCUUAACGAAAUUUUCAUAAUACGAAAGUUAUUUAUAUCGAAGAUAAUAAGUCCUUUUUAUUAUGGAGUCGAUGUCGUAGAUAGCUUGGAUAUUUGUGACUUCAUACAUAUUACUACUACCUAUUAAAGACAGAUAAAUGUAAUCCCACUUCUAAAAACAAUCAAGGAAUUUAAGAAAAAUAUCCAUGAUUUCUUUUAUCGACUGAAGCGGAGAAGAGACUUAUUUAAACAGCCAAUAGGAAUUUGUUAUUUUGACAUUAUGUUUUACUUUACAAAUAUAACGGGCUCCUAUUGGUUGUUAAUACACGUUUUCUCCGCUUUCAAAGAUAACUCGUGUGACGUAUUAAUCGAGAGUGGAUAGCUUGGAGAAUUCAAGUUAAAACUUCAGUUUAUGAUACACAAAAUGACUGAUUGCGAGUUGACGGCGAAAGAAUUAUGCUAAAGUUGUAAUUCGUACCUAACGGCCUAUGAAAACUUUUUAAAUAAGGAGGGGGAUGGAGAACGGGAGUAUUGGGUUGUGGGUUUUUGUUUCAUUUAUGACAAAUUAAAAUACAGAGCCGCCAAGUUAUCUGUGAUAUAGCAGUAAAACGACCUAGCGCUACCGUAUUUGAAAACGACAAACUUUGUGUAAUUAGAUAUCCAAAUUACAAAGCAACAGCCUAAUGUUUAGAAUAAGUUCACGCACAGCGCCAUCUAUGAACCUGUUCGUGUAAUUAUGAUGGGAUACACAGUAGCAAGUAGCCUAAGGUAACUGUUACAGUGAGUUACACUUUUUACAAUUAAAAAAAAAGACAAUUUUAAAUUUACAAUUCCGUCCAAAGUCCGUCCAGGUUGUUUAUACAUUUUAAAAAGCAUAAUAUCUUAACUGACAAUAUUAUUCAUUUUAAUAAAUUUAUCACUACUGUAGUUUAGCAACACUGCGAUACUAAUAAUACCACACUUAUCAUUAACAAAUUGUGCGUCCCAUUGCUGAACAUGGGUCUCAUCCAUGAAGAGGGUGUAUGACAGUAAGUUAUUAACUUAUUUAUUUUAAUUUAAUUAUUACGGACAAACCAGUUACAACCUUUCAAGUAUCCUUUUUCACAAUAAUACAACAAUUCUGACAAUAUUCCUGACCACUCAUCCGCAAACAAGUCGCAUUCAUGGUUGGUGGCAACAAGAGAAUUGGACGUUGACAGGGAGCGCGCUACAGUUUGGGACCACGGGGUGGCAAACAUGUUUUGUCUUUUACUGCGGUGACAGUUGUUAAGCGCAUAGACUCUACACAGCUUAUCAUGCAAAUCUGGGGAAUCUAUAUUACCGCGCAGAAUUUUGCAAGUAACCACCAGUUGGUGUUUCAUUCGCCUAACCUCCAACGAAUUAUAACCCAGACAACCCAACAGAAACGAAAUAGGAUACAUAUAGGGGUAGUACCCAUUUGCACGUUUGUACUAGUAUCUAAGAAAUGCUUUUUGCGCUUAUUCUAACAUAUGAGCUUUCAUGUGGGUUCCACACGCACGUGGAACUUUCCAAUUUACUAAUUAAGCUUGCAGUACUCUUUAUAAAGCAACCAAGUUAUUUGUAAUAUGAAUUACAUUUAAUAUGUUGUAAUGUGGUGGCAUUGGGUUCUUUUUUUGCCAUAUCACUCAAUUUGACGGCAAUGUACUACUGUAA
Molecule: messenger RNA, 3046 nt
Organism: Hyposmocoma kahamanoa
Lineage: Eukaryota; Metazoa; Arthropoda; Insecta; Lepidoptera; Cosmopterigidae
Exons: 5
Coding region: 570-1235 (221 amino acids)
Source: RefSeq, a predicted model, not a curated record